Brassica napus (rape) is the source of this 530-nucleotide messenger RNA. RefSeq names its product ubiquitin-60S ribosomal protein L40-like. The record is from RefSeq and is a predicted model, not a curated record. NCBI's taxonomy places the organism in Eukaryota, Viridiplantae, Streptophyta, Magnoliopsida, Brassicales, Brassicaceae. Gene Ontology annotation, molecular function: ubiquitin protein ligase binding; structural constituent of ribosome; protein tag activity. Gene Ontology annotation, cellular component: nucleus; cytoplasm; ribosome. Gene Ontology annotation, biological process: protein ubiquitination; modification-dependent protein catabolic process; translation. The annotation marks the transcript as partial. The transcript has 4 exons.
UUUCUUUACACUAUCAACUCUGUUUUGAGACUUGCGGCGAAGGAGAAGGAGGAGGUAAUUGCUUUUGUCUUUUUAAAAAAGAAAUUGGCAUUUCUUAUAAAUUGCAUUCCUCUGUUUUCAGGAAUCCCUCCGGAUCAGCAGAGGUUGAUCUUCGCCGGUAAGCAGCUCGAAGAUGGUCGCACCUUGGCUGACUACAACAUCCAGAAAGAGUCGACUCUGCAUCUUGUCCUGAGACUUAGAGGAGGUAUCAUUGAGCCCUCUCUAAUGGCUUUGGCUCGUAAGUACAAUCAAGACAAGAUGGUCUGCCGCAAGUGCUAUGCUCGUCUGCACCCAAGGGCUGUCAACUGCAGGAAGAAGAAGUGUGGCCACAGCAACCAGUUGAGGCCGAAGAAGAAGACCAAAUGAUCUGUUUUAAUUUUCCCCCGAGAAGCUCAUUUAUUUAUGUUAUGUUUUUGUGUUUCUCUUGAAAGACAUCUCUAGUGUUUUAAGACAAACUCGUUUCAGUCAAAUUUUGAUGUUAAAAGACUAAA